AUGUCUGCUUCUUACGGCGUCUUUCUUUACCUUUUGGUCGACUUUGUCGCUGCUCAAACGACGACUCAUACAAACGUGACUGUCAAUACUCUGUCGACGUGUGUGAAGUCCAACAGCAGCUGUGCCCAAUGCCUCCAUGACGCCUCUUGUUUGUGGUGCGAGUCCAGCCAACAGUGCAUGGACUACCCUGUCCAUUUUAUAGUGCCACCAAGCAGCCUGUGUCCCAUGAAUGAUGCCAGAUGGGGUUUGUGCUGGGUCAACCUUAAGGUGGUGCUGAUCACGCUGACUUCACUGGCUGGCCUGGUACUGCUUGCCUUGCUCGUGUGCUGCAUGUGCUGCUGCUGCCGCCGACGCCGCCAACAGCAAAUCAGUGAUGACGGAGAGGUUUUGAGGGCGGAGCAAAAAACCCGUGAGAGGAUCGCCCGACAGAAAGAGAGGAGAAUGGAAAUGCAGCUGAGGCAUGACAAAAUUCGUCAGAAAUAUGGUCUCACAAAGGAUCCGCCCUACUCCCGCCUGGACGAUAAAAAAUAA
This is a messenger RNA of Nerophis lumbriciformis (worm pipefish), 531 nucleotides long. The record is from RefSeq and is a predicted model, not a curated record. Lineage: Eukaryota; Metazoa; Chordata; Actinopteri; Syngnathiformes; Syngnathidae.